GUCGGCACCCCCAUCCACCGCCUCAUGGCCGACCCCUACAUCGCCGUGGUGGCCGGUGCCCUCACCACCUGCAACAUCCCCCUCGCCUUCCUGGAGCCCACCAUCGCCAACUGGAUGAAGGAGUCCAUGGGGGCCACGGAGUGGGAGAUGGGCCUCACCUGGCUGCCUGCCUUCUUCCCCCACGUGCUGGGCGUCUACAUCACUGUCAGGCUGGCUGCCAAGUACCCCCACCUCCAAUGGUUUUACGGGGCCCUCGGCAUGGCCAUCAUUGGCGCCAGCUCCUGUGUGGUGCCAGCCUGUAGGAAUUUCGGGCAGGUCGUCGUCCCCCUCUGUGGCAUUUGCUUUGGGAUCGCCUUGGUGGACACGGCCCUGCUGCCCACCCUGGCCUUCCUGGUGGAUGUGCGCCACGUGUCUGUCUAUGGCAGCAUCUACGCCAUCGCAGACAUCUCCUACUCCGUGGCAUAUGCCCUGGGGCCCAUUGUGGCCGGCCAGAUUGUGCACACCAUGGGUUUCGUGCAGCUUAACCUGGGAAUGGGUCUUGCUAAUGUGCUUUAUGCCCCUGUUCUCCUCUUCCUCAAAAACGUCUGCCAAAUGAAACCCUCUCACUCGGAGAGGAACAUCCUUCUGGAAGAAGCACCUAAAGGACUCUAUGACACCAUUAAAAUGGAGGAGCGCAAAGGCAAGGGCAAAAGCCUCUAUCCAGCUGGUGAAACAGAGAACAAUGUGGACUCCUACCACAGAGACCUGACAGGGGCGUCUGAGGAGGACUGUUCAGACUAUGAAUACAGUUAGGUUACUCUGAGCUGCCCAGCCCCUGGUAACAAGAAUUGGCAUGUGGAAGGGAGGGAAAGGGGGAUGAAAGCGUUAUUGCCAUACAUUUAUGUACCAACGUGCAAUAUAUACAUUUUAACCUUUGUCAUGAUGUAAUGGCUUUCUUCUUCUACACUUAUUUUUAAUCGGUAUUUCCUUCAGCAUUCUGGCAAGGUGGGUGGGAGGCGGGGAGUCAGUCCCGAAGAAGAUUAUCUGAGUUAUCAUUGGCAUAAAUCUGUGAUGGUCCUUCCAAAAAAAACAAAAACAAAACCCAGCCUCAUAGCUGGGGUCUAAUUGUGCAAAGUUUUCUUGAGCUCAAACUGUGUGUGACAUACUGUAUAUCUCUGUAAAAAUAUAAGAAAAGCAAAAAAGUGUGUAAUAAAUUAAAAAAUGGCAUAUUCAGGGACUUAAUAAAUCUUGUGUACAUAUACUUAGAUUUUCAGUUGGUUUCAUAUAUUUAAGAGGAGCAACAACUAUCACAACAACUUAUUCUUCUUUGGGAAUAAACUGAAGCAUUGUACUCAUUUUUUUCUCUUGUGCUGCUCUCCGGUACGUGCAAUAUGCUGUAUUAUG
This is a messenger RNA of Struthio camelus australis, 1383 nucleotides long. It is a transcript of the gene SLC18A3, whose product is annotated as solute carrier family 18 member A3. Gene Ontology annotation, cellular component: AP-2 adaptor complex; terminal bouton; AP-1 adaptor complex. Gene Ontology annotation, molecular function: xenobiotic transmembrane transporter activity; acetylcholine transmembrane transporter activity. Gene Ontology annotation, biological process: xenobiotic transport; transmembrane transport; chemical synaptic transmission. Lineage: Eukaryota; Metazoa; Chordata; Aves; Struthioniformes; Struthionidae. The record is from RefSeq and is a predicted model, not a curated record.